Messenger RNA from Dacryopinax primogenitus, 783 nucleotides. RefSeq lists its product as uncharacterized. Lineage: Eukaryota; Fungi; Basidiomycota; Dacrymycetes; Dacrymycetales; Dacrymycetaceae. Gene Ontology annotation, molecular function: histone acetyltransferase activity. Gene Ontology annotation, biological process: regulation of DNA-templated transcription. The record is from RefSeq and is a predicted model, not a curated record. The annotation marks the transcript as partial. The transcript has 3 exons.
AUGUCAAGAGCGGAGAGCACGACUGUUGGGACACCUCGUCAGGAAUCCCCGUUCAACCUACCGCCCUUACGCAGCACCCGCUCAACGCUCUUCCUCCCCCAAACUCCGGCGGUCUCCUCCCCUGCUCCAGGUGGUACGGAGACCCCUCGCCCUGCACCCCCUCCCGCAGGCCCACAGCGCAUCCGCACGAUCCGUUUCGGAAGGUUCGACAUUGAUACGUGGUAUGACGCGCCGUUCCCCGAGGAGUACGCGAAUGUGCCUGAUGGAAAGAUGUGGCUCUGCGAGUUUUGCUUGAGGUAUGGGAAGAGCUCAUUUGGGAACCUCAGGCAUCGGAUGAAAUGCAAGGCACGGCACCCGCCAGGAGAUGAGAUCUACCGAGCUGGCAACGUCUCUGUGUUCGAAGUGGACGGACGGAAGAACAAGAUCUACUGCCAAAACCUGUGCCUGCUUGCUAAGAUGUUCCUGGACCAUAAGACGCUCUUCUACGACGUCGAGCCGUUCUUAUUCUAUGUUAUGACGGAGAUGACCGACGUCGGGGCUCGGUUUGUGGGGUAUUUUAGCAAGGAGAAGAGGUGCCCCAGCGGGUAUAACGUCUCGUGUAUUAUGACCCUUCCGGCGAUGCAGAGGCGCGGCUGGGGCAAUCUGCUCAUUGGCUUCAGCUACCUCCUGUCGAAGAAAGAAGGUCGGCUUGGCACGCCCGAACGACCUCUUUCCGGUCUCGGAGAAGUGGCUUACCGUAACUACUGGACGCUCACCAUCAACCAAUUUCUCAACGCGACCCCU